Molecule: messenger RNA, 2480 nt
Organism: Arachis duranensis
Lineage: Eukaryota; Viridiplantae; Streptophyta; Magnoliopsida; Fabales; Fabaceae
Product: mediator of RNA polymerase II transcription subunit 17
Exons: 9
Coding region: 379-2358 (659 amino acids)
Biological process (GO): regulation of transcription by RNA polymerase II
Cellular component (GO): core mediator complex; mediator complex
Molecular function (GO): transcription coregulator activity
Source: RefSeq, a predicted model, not a curated record
GGUUUAAACCCAUCAGUAUCUUUUCGUUUCUCCCGAAUUCAAACAAAACAAAUCUGAAAUCCCUAAACUCCUCUUCUGCCGCCGCUGCCGCCUGCUGCCACCACCUCUGCGUCGCCAGCCCACCAUUGGUAACCUCGCAGGUUCACUCUCUUCUCCACCUUCCCCAGCUCACGAAGAAGGGAUUAGAGGAAGAUGUUGUCUCCGCCUUAGGUGUUCUCUCCGCCGCUCAAGUCCACCGAACCCAACCACCAUUCAAAACUUUCUGGUUUAUGUUGAAGGUAUUUUCCUUUGGGAUUUCACUUGAGACAUACUUUCAUGCCCCUUCUUGGAGACAGGGUUUUGUAGAAUUUUCUGGGAAAUUUUUAUUUUCCAAGAAAAAUGGAGGAGGGAACACAAUUGCAAGUCUCCAUCGACAAGCUUCCGAUCAAGCGCUUGGAAUCCAUCGAAGAAAAUGGAAUUGAACGUUUCCCCUCAGAUGUGGAUUAUGAUGAGAAGCGGCUCUCGCUCAUUAGGCGAAUCGAUUUUGCUUGGGCAGUUGAGAAGGAUGACGAGGAGAAGAACAAGAAGCAGAAGAAGGCCUCAAAGGAGGCCUCAACUCCAUGGCAAUGGCAGAGCAUGGUGGAGAAUUUGCAGUUAGCUCAUCAGGAGCUCUCUGUCAUCAUAGAUCUCAUCAACACCGUGGAAGCAAAUGAUGCGGUAACUGUGGCUAGCAUGACAAGGCCGAAACUAUUAUCUAAUGAAGCUUUGUCCGACCUGGCUGUAUCUGCUGCCACCAAGCUGCAAUGUUACCGUCAUGUUGGAAAAUACUUCAAGCAAUCUGCCAAAGCUUUUGAACGGCAGGUUGCUAGAGAAGCAAGGUUUUAUGGUGCUCUUAUUAGGUUGCAGCAAAACUGGAAAGUAAAACGGCAACGCCAGGCAGCUAUAGCUCCAGGAAGUGAAGGCUUUACCUUUGAUCUCUUUGAUACCUCGUAUGACCAGGGUGCAAUAUAUCGGUCAUCUUCUACGUCCACUGUUCGUGUCAAUCAUAAUCCAGCUGGAAUGCUGGCAAUAAAUGUCUCUCCCAAUUCAUGCCACUCUCUCCAAUUCGGUUUUGUUGGUGCACAAUCAGAGGAAAGACUGGGGAAAUCAGAAGAACACAAAUCUGACUUUUCAGAUGAGCAUCAUAUGGAAGAAACUGACAAAAAGCCUUUGAAUGAUGAAGUGUGUGUUAAGAAGACACAUUCACUUCUUCGUGAAGUACAUAAAGCAAUAUUCAAUGAGCAGGUGUUUGAUCUGGUCAACCGUGAAGCAUUUAAUGCAUCUACAGGUGUCACCGUGACUGGAAUACGCGAAAAUUAUUUACAGUUAAGCUUAGGUCAAGGAACAUCUGUGUACUUGUCAUUAGUACCCUCUGAUCAAGAUCGUUCUGCAGUUGAAAGUGAAUCCAAUAAUGAUGUUGAGAAUGCAAAUUUACCAGAAUCAUCUGAUGAAAUGGAAUGUGAUGCCAAACAUAACACCUGGAAGAAGGAAGAGCAAUUUCAUCAUUCUACCUGCUAUGAGAUUUACAUUCAACAGAUUUUUCAUGAUUAUAUAUUUGGGAGAGGUAGUGAAAAACCAGUUUCUUCCGGAAGUCGUUUGUCCGGUGCACAGGCAAAGGAUGGAUCAGGUCUUCUUGGUCAUUUUUUCAUGUCUUUGGCUCAUAGGAUAUUUUCAAUCAAAGUUCUCAAGGAGCUGGAAAAUGUGGCAUGCAAGGUCCCAUAUCUCCAGUUAAUUUCUAAUCCCACAUGGAAUUCUCGGGCGUCAUCUUGGACGCUAAACAUGGAGGUUCCCCAGUCCAUUAUCAGAACAUCAGAUUUUAAUGAAAAAAAUGCUUCGAAGCGACAGUUUUGGACCAAGGUCUUGGUAAAUGAUGACUGCAUCAAUGUCAAAGCAGAAGGUUCUCCUAAUGUAUCGGGCCUUUUCAAGGGAAAGGCCGAGGAAACCCACACGAUAAACAGAUACGACUGCAACAUAGCUGAUCUCGCCGUGGUUAUUUUGCAACAGGUUGCAAGCCAAAUCAUUAAUUGGCUCUACCAUGAAGCUAUGAUGGUUGGGAUAAAAGCGAACAGGGACUUCUUAAGCUUAUGUUUUGAGCUGGAGCAGGGCGAAACACUUUGCCUGAUUGCGAAUGUGGACCCUGAAGACAUUGAAGGGUGUAUAUCAUGGUGGUUGGUGAUGGCGGACAGUUUUGCAGAGGAACAAAAGCUUCAUAUGAACAUGAACAUGAAUGAUGGUGCAUCUGAGUAUAGGAAAUUCCUAGGUCACUUGUCUCUUGAGUUGUUAUACGCGACGCUAAUGGACUUGGUUGGCUUGUGUUGCGGCGGCGGAGGUGGUCAUUGAAGUUGUACGUAGACUGUGUAUACGGUUUUCUUGGACUUUUCAAGUGAAACUCGGCAACCAUCAGAAUAUGAUUAUGAUUUAUACCAAAGAUUCAUCAUCUUAAAUAUCUUAGUAAUUAUCAA